This is a messenger RNA of Wyeomyia smithii (pitcher-plant mosquito), 1163 nucleotides long. RefSeq names its product prostaglandin reductase 1-like. Gene Ontology annotation, molecular function: 2-alkenal reductase [NAD(P)H] activity; 15-oxoprostaglandin 13-reductase [NAD(P)+] activity. NCBI's taxonomy places the organism in Eukaryota, Metazoa, Arthropoda, Insecta, Diptera, Culicidae. Gene Ontology annotation, biological process: prostaglandin metabolic process. Gene Ontology annotation, cellular component: cytoplasm. Bases 153 to 1145 code for a protein of 330 amino acids. The record is from RefSeq and is a predicted model, not a curated record. The transcript is spliced from 2 exons.
UACAUCCAAAACCGCAGUGGAAAGGAAAAUUAUAAAUAAACGUUGGGCAGUCUUUUGUAUAAAAUUGCGCGUUUUCGCAUGUUUUGUGGUAUUUUAACGAUUACGGUAGCUUGCAUUUGUUCUUUCAAGUGAAAUCAAAAGUCAGUGCCAAAAUGGUAGUUGCUAAAAAGUGGAUUUACGCUAAAUCGUUUACCGGCUAUCCAACGGACGAAAAUUUUCGUCUGGAAGAGGAGACGCUAGCCGACGUUAAAGAAAAUGAAUUCCUCGCCGAAGCCAUCUUCCUGAGCGUGGAUCCUUACAUGCGUCCGUACAUGCUCCAGUAUCCGAUCGGUUCGACAAUGAUCGGCGGUCAGGUGGCCAAAGUGGUGGAGAGUAAAAAUGCGAAAUUCCCUGUCGGCGCUUACGUACACGGAAAUUUCGGCUGGCGGACGCACACCGUGUGCAACCCGAAUAAAGGUGAUCCCAACUCACCACCAUACGUUUUGCCGGAUUUCGGUCAGGAGCCACUUUCGCUCGGACUGGGUAUGCUUGGAAUGCCAGGAAAUACGGCGUAUUUUGGAUUUUUGGAGAUUUGUCAGCCCAAGCAGGGUGAGACGGUGGUGGUUAGUGGAGCAGCGGGAGCCGUUGGUAGUAUUGUUGGUCAGAUUGCCAAAAUUAAGGGGUGUACCGUGAUCGGAAUCGCCGGCUCGGAUGAGAAGUGCGACUGGAUUAAGACGAUUGGGUUUGAUCAUGCCAUUAAUUACAAGACGGCGGAUAUUGAUGCCGAGCUGAAGAAAGCGGCUCCCAAGGGAGUCGAUUGCUAUUUUGAUAAUGUGGGCGGUAAAAUCACCGAGAUUGUUCGGGGUCAGAUGAACACGCUUGGAAGGAUUUCUGUUUGCGGGACGGUUUCUUGCUACAACCAGAAUAAGGCUAUGGUUUCUGAUCCCCAGCGGGACUUUGUUUGGAAGCAACUUAAGCAGCAGGGAUUUCUGGUGUGGCAAUGGACGGAACGUUGGCUGGAGGGUAUUCAGCAGAAUUUUAAAUGGAUACAGGAGGGUAAGCUGAAGUAUCGGGAAACGGUGACCGAAGGGUUCGAAAAUAUGCCGAAGGCAUUCGUCGGUAUGCUGAAGGGGGAGAAUUUUGGGAAGGCUGUUGUUAAAGUAUGAUUAAUUACAUAUCAAGUU